Messenger RNA from Clonostachys byssicola, 1842 nucleotides. Lineage: Eukaryota; Fungi; Ascomycota; Sordariomycetes; Hypocreales; Bionectriaceae. The record is from the annotation of a GenBank genome assembly.
AUGGGAGGCCUGAACAAAUCGCUGGGACUUGCCGCCCUCCUUCUCGCAGCACGAAUACACAGCAGACCCUUAGGGUCGUCUUUCGGUAUCCCCGGCAGCAAUGCUACGUAUGACUAUGUAGUGGUGGGAGGUGGAACUGCGGGCUUGACCAUAGCCAGCAGGCUUGCAGAACAGAAUGCAGGUAGCGUAGCAGUCAUCGAAGCUGGCACCUUCUACGAGCUUUCCACUGGAAACCUGAGCGAAGUCCCCGCUACCGGUAUCGCCUGGGCGGGGAAAUCGCCGGAUGACUGGCAACCUUUGGCAGAUUGGGGUUAUGUCUCGACCCCUCAAGUUGGGGCGGAAAAUAAGAAGCUGCACAUUCCACGAGGAAAAAUGCUCGGGGGCUCUAGUGCUCGAAAUUUCAUGAUCUAUCAACGCGGCACCGUCGACAGCUACGAGAUGUGGGCGGACCGAGUCGGAGACGCCAACUACACCUUUGACAAUUUCCUUCCAUUUUUCACAAAGAGCAUCACUUUUACGCCGCCAAAUGAUCAACUUCGGCUUCAAAAUUCAACGCCCAGGUACGAUGCCUCAGGACUUGGUGACGGAGGCCCGCUCGCUCUUACGAUUCCAAACUGGGUGUACGCAUUUGCUUCCUGGGCUACAAAGGCCUUUGACCAGAUCGGGAUCCCUUAUUCCUCAAAGGGAUUCCAGCACGGUAGUCUAGAAGGGCACUCGUAUAGCAUGUUUACAGUCGAUAAGUCAGCGAUGCGGUCUUCUUCGGAGACUUCAUUUCUGAGGCAGACCCUGAACAACACCAAUUUCUAUGUCUAUCCAUUGACCCAUGGCCUUAAAGUACUUUUCGACAAUGAAAAAGUAGCAAAUGGUGUCUUGGUCGAUACGGCAGGCAUGAAGUACACACUUUCCGCUCGCAAAGAGGUCAUCUUAUCAGCAGGCUCGAUAGGAUCUCCGCAACUGCUGCAAGUCUCGGGAGUUGGCCCGGCCAGUUUGCUCGAAUCCCUUGACAUUCCCGUCAUCGCAGACCUUCAGGGGGUCGGGCAGAACAUGGAGGACCACAUUACAUUUGGCAUAACCAAUGGUGUCAACGCCGUGACGACCUCGUCGAUGGGCGACCCUGCCUUUGCCGCCGAACGGGUCCGCCUAUACAAUGAGGAGACUGCCGGCCUUCUCACAAGCCCAGGUUCGGAUUUAUUAGCGUGGGAGAAAUUCCCCAACAGCACCCGCGGCUCGUUGAGCGAGAGAACCCGGGGUAUUCUGGACGAAUAUCCUAAAGAUUGGCCUGACGUUGAGUACAUCGCUUUCUCUACCUACCUAGGGAGCAAUUGGCUUCCAUCUGUUGCAGACCCCAUGGACGGUACAGCAUAUGCGGCUCUGGCUGUUGUACUGUGCAAGCCGCGAUCCAAGGGAACUGUUAACAUAACAUCGCCCGAUGCCUUGAUUGCGCCCCAGAUUGACCCCGCUUUUCUUACAGACGAGGCCGACAUUGAAGUUGCCGUUGCCGGCUUCAAGCGCGGUCGUCAAUUCUGGGCUGCGAACGCGCUGAAGGAUUUCAAGGUCGGAGAGGAGAAGUACCCAGGAUUUGACGUAAAGUCUGAUGCCGACAUUGAAGCUUCCAUCCGAAGAAGCUUUACGACCAUCUAUCACCCUGCUAGCACAUGUGCCAUGGGUAAGCCAGAUGACCCUAGAGCUGUGGUUGAUUCCCAGGCGAGGGUGUACGGGGUAAAGGGACUGCGUGUGGUAGAUGCAGCAGCGUUCCCAAUGCUGCCUCCUGGCCAUCCUCAGUCGACAGUGUAUGCGCUAGCAGAGAAGAUUGCGUGUGACAUUUCCAGAAAUUGUUCUUGA